AUGUUCAGAGCUGCGCAUUUGGUGUGUGUGUGUGUGUGUGUCUCCGAAGGAAAAGCCCCACAUCAACUAAAUUUCUCGUUCUCGAUGCAACCAACCCUCCGACAAGAGCGGAGAAUGCCUAUCCUUCUUACCAUCCUCCUCCUUCAUGAGAGAUGCAGAGAAUAG
Molecule: messenger RNA, 165 nt
Organism: Cryphonectria parasitica EP155
Lineage: Eukaryota; Fungi; Ascomycota; Sordariomycetes; Diaporthales; Cryphonectriaceae
Exons: 2
Coding region: 1-165 (54 amino acids)
Source: RefSeq, a predicted model, not a curated record